Messenger RNA from Hordeum vulgare subsp. vulgare (domesticated barley), 529 nucleotides. Its product is annotated as 40S ribosomal protein S27. Gene Ontology annotation, biological process: ribosomal small subunit assembly; translation. The record is from RefSeq and is a predicted model, not a curated record. Gene Ontology annotation, cellular component: cytosolic small ribosomal subunit; ribosome. The coding region runs from base 107 to 367 and encodes 86 amino acids. Gene Ontology annotation, molecular function: RNA binding; structural constituent of ribosome. The transcript has 4 exons. Lineage: Eukaryota; Viridiplantae; Streptophyta; Magnoliopsida; Poales; Poaceae.
CACGGUCUCAAGCCCUAGCCCCUCCACUCCUCUCCCCCGCCGCCACCCCGUCCCUGCAUCCUCUCCCACGCCAAGACCGCCGCCGCCGCCGCCGCCGCUCGUCAAGAUGGUGCUCCAGAACGACAUCGACCUCCUCAACCCGCCGGCGGAGCUCGAGAAGCUCAAGCACAAGAAGAAGCGCCUCGUGCAGUCCCCCAACUCGUUCUUCAUGGAUGUCAAGUGCCAGGGCUGCUUCAACAUAACGACUGUGUUCAGCCACUCUCAGACCGUGGUGGUGUGCCCGGGCUGCCAGACGGUGCUCUGCCAACCCACCGGUGGAAAGGCGAGGCUCACCGAGGGAUGCUCCUUCCGCCGGAAGGGUGACUAAGUUGCACGCCUGUUUAUGGGAAAAUGAAGCCCCACUGAACGUUACUUUUGAAGUACUCCUAGUUAUCCCCGAUGUGUACUGGUCAAAUUUUGUUAAUUAUGCUUGCCCGUUUGCCAGCCUGAACGUUGUAGCAACUUGUUCUAUGUCAUGCACUUCCUUGAA